Messenger RNA from Hypoxylon trugodes, 3036 nucleotides. RefSeq lists its product as uncharacterized. NCBI's taxonomy places the organism in Eukaryota, Fungi, Ascomycota, Sordariomycetes, Xylariales, Hypoxylaceae. The coding region runs from base 1 to 3036 and encodes 1011 amino acids. Gene Ontology annotation, cellular component: large ribosomal subunit; endosome. Gene Ontology annotation, biological process: protein targeting to vacuole; translation; retrograde transport, endosome to Golgi. The record is from RefSeq and is a predicted model, not a curated record. The transcript is spliced from 8 exons. Gene Ontology annotation, molecular function: phosphatidylinositol-3-phosphate binding; structural constituent of ribosome.
AUGCCUCCACGGAUACCGAUACGGCUUACGGCGCAAUGCUGUAGGGCUUCAAUUGAGAAAUCCAACCCUUCAUCCCUUGUAGGAUUAUUUAACGCACUCUCGAUCCAGACCCGAAACGCCUCUAUUCUCUCAAACCUAUCCGAUAAUCCAGGUGCUCACCAAAAACGUAUUCGCGUUGGUCGCGGUCCGUCCUCAGGAAAGGGAAAAACAUCCGGAAGAGGUCAUAAAGGUCAAAAGCAGCAUGGAAAAGUCAAGCCGUGGUUUCAAGGUGGUCAGACACCUCUGGUUGUUCAGAGGGGAAAACUUGGAUUCGAAAAUCUUCGCGCCCCUGUAAUGUCAGAGGUCAAUCUCAACAAACUUCAAGAAUGGAUUGAUUCCGGUCGCAUCGAUGCCACAAAACAGAUCACCCCGAAAGAAUUAAUACAGUCCAACCUUGUCGGAACGAUUAAAGAUGGUGUCAAGCUACUGGCAAGAGGAGCCGAAUCGUUGAAGCAACCGAUUGAUAUUGUUGUAUCUCGAGCGUCAGCUGCAGCGAUUGAUGCCGUGGAGAAAGCUGGAGGAAAGAUCAUGACACGAUAUUACACUAAGCAAGCCAUAACACGACUGGUGCAGGGCAAGAGCUUCCACACAGAAAAGCCAUUGCCAACUGGACCAGAGCAUGUACAGCCUGUUCUGGAAGAGGCUCGAAAGAAGGCAUUCUUCUACAGAUUACCAGACCCAACGGCGCGAUGGGAUAUCGAAUAUUAUCGCGAUCCUGCACACCGAGGAUACUUAAGUCACACAUUGCAACCAGGCGAAUCACCAAGUUUAUUCUUCAGGGCGCAAACAAUGUCACUCUUUGGCACUUCUCCCCCGAAUGAAUCCUCAUCCUCGACAAACCCAAGUAUGGCGCGAUCUCGAAAUUCACUGUUCGACGACGACGGACCUAUGACUCGGUCGACCUCGGACACCCUCUUUAAUGACGAUGAUUUCGGAGGCAGCGGUGCCACCUCACCUUGGGACAUGCCAACCCCGAGAAAACAACAAUCGCGUGCCGACCUUAUCCGGAGGUUACUCGACGGUGUCGAAGUACCUGAUCGCUAUAUAGAAACAUUCGAUAGUGUCGUGCAAGAAGAUGGGAUUAAUGGUAAGGUUACGUCCUCAGGCGUCACUAAAACACUAGCCGCCGCCAAAUUAGGCGCCGAUGACCAGGCGCAAAUAAUGGGAAUACUUGCACCAGCUGGAAAUCUUGAUGUGAUCGGACGAAAUGAGUUCAAUGUGUUAUUGGCUCUUAUCGGGCUUGCGCAAGAGGGUGAAUCCGUUAGUUUGGAUGGAGUCGACGAGCGAAGACGCAACUUGCCGCAGCCCCAAUUAUUAUUGUCCUCCAUCAAGACGCCUGUCCUCCUUAACACAGCAGAACUUGCUGCAAAACCACCUCAGCGACCUGAUUCUCCGCCCGCGCCAAUUAAUUCCCAGGUCCGAUCUAGAAAAUCAACCAUGGAAGGUCCUGAGGACGACCCAUGGAAUUCGUCCGACCUGCACCGAAAUCAUCACCAUGCCGAGACUAAAACUAACGGGACCGGCCAUGCCAACCUGAGCGUAAAUGGCAAUGGCAAUGGUUACGAGCAUCCCGAUGUCCCCGACAUGCACUCUCGAACUACCUCUAAUUUUACGACUACUUCCACAGCUUCCGCUGGUGGCCCCGGGCCCCAAUCUGGAGGCACUGUAUCCUCAAACACUGGCGGUUGGGGAUAUUUCGACGGAAAUAACGCCGGCGACUUUGACGACGCGCCUUCGAAUCAUCCGACGAGUCCUUUUGGUGGCGCGGGAAGCGGAGAAGGACGCGACCCGAAUACUAACCCUCCCAUCACCCAUACUCGGACUAUUAGCGGUAGUCGAACUGGCGGCGCGGUUGAGGAAAAUAUCCUGGUGACACUAAUGCCGGAGAAAGAGGGUGUUUUCAUGUUUCAACAUCACAACUAUGAGGUUACGAGCUCGCGCCGGGGUAGCAAAGUCAUUCGCAGAUAUAGCGAUUUUGUAUGGUUACUCGAUUGCCUACAUAAGAGAUAUCCCUUCCGAGCACUACCUCUGCUUCCACCCAAGCGAGUUGCCGUCAAUGGCAACCAUCUCUCCAACGAUGGCGCAUUCAUCGAGAAGCGACGACGCGGUCUAGCUAGGUUCCUAAACACUCUAGUCCGACAUCCCGUAUUGGGUCAGGAACAGCUUGUAAUAAUGUUCUUGACUGUUCCAACGGAGCUUGCGGUAUGGCGUAAACAAGCCGCAAUCUCGGUGAUAGACGAGUUUACGGGUCGACCUCUACCACCUGGCCUCGAAGAAUCUCUGCCGCCCUCGCUGGAAGAACUUUUCGAACGUACUAGACAGGGCGUUAAACGAUCCGCCGAGCUAUAUAUCUCUACCUGUAACAUCAUGGACCGCCUUGUUAAGCGAAGUGAAGGAGUAGCAGCGGACCAUGGUCGUCUAGCUAUGUCGCUUACAUCCCUGACCGAGACAAGCUCGGAGACCUACGCCACCGACACGAACGAUGUGCCCCUCCUCAAUGAUGGUUUGAUCGCGAUGAGCAAGCACCUACAAACAACACAGGGUUUGAUGGAGGACGAAAGCAAGGCAUGGGAUGCGGGUGUGCUGGAGGACCUGAAGAGACAGCGCGAUGCCCUUGUUAGCCUCAGAGAACUAUUUGACCGACGUGAGAGGUUAGACAAGGACAACAUCCCCUCCCUAGAACGAAGAAUCCAGAACAACGAGACCAAGCUUGCCAACUUGCGAUCCAAGCCAGACGGAUUAGUCAGACCAGGCGAAAUCGAAAAGGUCGUCGAAGCCAUUAUCAAGGAUAAGGAAUCUAUAGUUAACCAACACAACCGUUCUAUAUUCGUCAAGGAAUGCUUGCGCGACGAACUCAUCUACUUCCAACAAACUCAAUUCCACGUUAGCCGAUGGAACCAGGACUGGGCGCAAGAGCGAGUCAAAUAUUCCGAGAUGUUGGCCGACAAUUGGCGCAGACUCCUAGACGAGCUCGACGGCAUGCCGCUUGGCGAUUAG